This is a messenger RNA of Oncorhynchus kisutch (coho salmon), 1414 nucleotides long. RefSeq names its product citrate lyase beta like (gene clybl). The record is from RefSeq and is a predicted model, not a curated record. NCBI's taxonomy places the organism in Eukaryota, Metazoa, Chordata, Actinopteri, Salmoniformes, Salmonidae. Gene Ontology annotation, molecular function: (S)-citramalyl-CoA lyase activity. The coding region runs from base 41 to 1072 and encodes 343 amino acids. Gene Ontology annotation, biological process: regulation of cobalamin catabolic process. The transcript is spliced from 8 exons.
UAGCCAAUCCCGUUGUACCUAUAGAAAACGUUGAAACAAAAUGGCGCAGUCCUUAAUUCGAGCUAUCAGACGAGCUGUCCCACAGGACACUCGCUGGUUCCUGUCUGUGGCUUUACCAUGGUGUCAUAGUGGAUGUCACAGCCAUCACAUAGCUUGUACCAACCUGAGAUAUGUGCCGCGGCGCGCCGUGCUCUACUGUCCCGGCAAUGAUGAGAGGAAGCUGAGGAAACUGGCAUCGCUGCGUGGCCUAGACUGUGCCGUAUUGGACUGUGAGGAUGGAGUGGCCCUCAGCAAGAAGACAGAGGCAAGGGAGACCAUCCCCAGGAUGCUGGCAGAGCUGGACCUGGGCAGGACAGAGAAGUGUGUGAGGGUCAACUCAGUGUCCAGCGGCCUGGCGAAUGCUGACCUACAGGUCAUCCUGCAGGCCGAGGUUCUGCCUCCAGCCCUGAUGCUGCCCAAGGUGGAGGACGCAGCGGAGGUCCAAUGGUUUGUUGACAGGUUUCAGCACCACUUGAAUGGACGAGCGCUGACGGAACCCAUUCGCCUGGUCACCUUUGUGGAAACCGCUGUGGGCCUGCUCAAUUUUAAGGUUGUGUGUGAGGAAGUACGUCGUCUGGCUCCUGCAGUUGGCCUACACCAUGACGGUGUAGUGUUUGGAUCCGAUGACUUCUGUGCCAGCAUAGGUGCCACGCGGACCAAGGAUGCCAGGGAGCUGCUGUAUGCCCGUCAGAAGGUUGUAGUGACAACCAAGGCCUUCGGUCUACAAGCCAUAGACUUGGUCUACAUAGACUAUAAGGACGGAGAGGGUCUACGACAGCAGGCAAGGGAGGGAGUUCUCAUGGGCUUCACAGGUAAGCAGGUGAUCCAUCCCAACCAGGUCCAGGCGGUACAGGAGGAGUUCUCACCCAGUCAGGAGAGGGUCCAGUGGGCUACAGAACUGAUUGCUGCCUUUGACGAGUACCAGAAGCUAGGAAAGGGUGCCUUCAACUUCCGGGGCAGUAUGAUCGACAUGCCCUCAGUGAAGCAGGCUCAGAACAUCGUAACGCUAGCUGCUGCCGUCACGGGGAAGUGAGGCGCUCUGGAAGAAGAUAUGGGGGGGAGGAAAGAAUAGAGGAGUGAAAUGAGGGGACGGAAAAACUAGACAAGUUUGAGAGACAGUGAGAAGUGUCACUUUUAUGUAUACCCUGGCAUUAGCGAGAGGUGAAUGUAUACCACCGGACACCCCAAAUACUUCGACCAGACAGGUUUAUCAGCUGGUAUCAAGCACCAACAUUUCAGAAACUUUCUACUAGGCCUGGUGUAUAGUCACUUAAAUUCUAGAUGUUUUUUUGUUUUGUUUUUAUUAAAUUGAUUAUUGUUGAUAAAUGAAAUGCAUUUGAUUAAUUUGUUCACUGAUAAAGCACUAAAUGUUUGA